Molecule: messenger RNA, 9600 nt
Organism: Lymnaea stagnalis (great pond snail)
Lineage: Eukaryota; Metazoa; Mollusca; Gastropoda; Lymnaeidae
Source: the annotation of a GenBank genome assembly
CAGGAGAAGGGAGAGCUCAUGUCUCCGAUGUGCAGCUGCUAAGAUUUAGAGCCAUCAUUGAAAGCAUCCAACUUAGUCUAGUGAAUGAGACGUCUGUUGUCAUGCACACAAAGGUUGAAGGUCAGUCUAGUGAAUGAGACAUGUGUUGUGCAGUUAGCAUAGUUGAUCCUGAUGGCAUUGCAGAUAGCAUAGGUCAUACUGAUGUUGCAGGUAGUUUAAGAGAACAAAAUAGAUUUUGUAGUGCAUAUUAAAGUUGUCCCUUAAUUAAAAGAAUGAAAAAAACCCACCAAAAAAAAACUCAAUUUUACCUUAAAAAAGUUACAUGGGCCCCAUUAUUUAGUAUUACAUUUGAGGUGUGACAAAAACACUUGUGACAAGCUGUGACAGAAACAUUUUUGCACUUUAUUGAAUCCUACCUGUGUGACAUGUUUAUCCCCCUCAGGAAUCGAGGUUGGUGCCAGAAUGCACACAGGCAAGCUUGGAGUGUCUGCUCUGAUGAGAAAAAUACAACUUUUGGAUCCAGACCCUAAGACAAAGUAUCCUAAGGUAAACAAUGAUUGUAAGAGUGACAGUGGGACAAAAUACAACUUUUGGAUCCAGACCCUAAGACAAAGUAUCAGUAUCCUAAGGUAAACAAUGAUUGUAAGAGUGACAGUGGGACAAAAUACAACUUUUGGAUCCAGACCCUAAGACAAAGUAUCAGUAUCCUAAGGUAAACAUUGAUUGUAAGAGUGACAGUGGGACAAAAUACAACUUUUGGAUCCAGACCCUAAGACAAAGUAUCAGUAUCCUAAGGUAAACAAUUAUUUAUUGUAAGGGUGACAGUGGGACAAAUCCAUAGGUUCUUAUUAGUACUAAGACUGUUCUAACAAAGAUAAGUUGCUGUAUCAUAAGGUGGUCAGUUGAUUUAACCCAUAAACUGUGGCAUAGAUCAUUCCAUACUGUAGGAGCUUUUUGAGUGCCUUUUGAAAUAGCAUUAAAUGAUUUUUUGGGCCGCCGCAGUAUAGAAUGAAGAUAUUAGCCGGUUUCUUAGGCUGACCACAGUUCGUGGGUUAAUGCAAGGGUGACAACGGACAAAUCCACAGACACUCUAUGAAAUAUAAGAUAAAACAUCUUAGGUUUAACAUUGUUUUAUUGCAAGACUGAAAGUUUGGCACAGCCAUAGGUUCUUAUUUGUACUAAACUACACAGCUGUUAAGAAAUUACAUAAUAACUCUUUUUAUUCAAUGUGGGACAAGUAAGGUGUGAUGACACAGGAUGUCUCAUUAUGUUUUUAUUCAAUAUUCGAUAAGUAAGGUGUGAUGACACAGGAUGUCUCAUUAUGUUUUUAUUCAAUAUUCGAUAAGUAAGGUGUGAUGACACAGGAUGUCUCAUUCUUUUUUUAUUCAAUAUUGGAUAAGUUAGGUGUGACGACACAGGAUGUCUCAUUAUUUUUUAUUCAAUAUUCGAUAAGUAAGGUGUGAUGACAUAGGAUGUCUGAUUUAAAUAUAUUUUGAAACUAAAAAUGUUCUGGUUUAAAAUUGUUAUUUUUAAUGAGGAUGUUGACUGGAUGUGUUGUUAGGAUGCCAAGAAAUAUGCCAGUAAUCAAAACACAUUUCCAUUGGUUUGGAUCAAUAAAAUAAAUUUAUAUUAUUAGAUAGUGUGAUAAGUUGUUGUUGGAAGAACUAAAACAUCGAAGAGUAGAAAAGUCUUGAUUUGAUUUUGUCUGCCUUAAUUUAACACUGCCCCAUUUCUUGUCAUCAGAUCUUCUCAGUGAGUGGCACUGAGAUGCUUAAAUUUGAAAUGAUCCAGUACAACAAUGGUACAAAGGGCAGCAACUUCGAUAACAUCAAUUGCUAUGACAUGGAUAUCUUCCUCCAGCUGGGGAGAGCUCGCAUUGUUUUUGUCAACAAGUUCAUCCUGUCGCUACUUGUAAGUGGGUCAUGACAUAAAAAAGAUCAGUAAUGAAAUGGUUGAUAUGAAACCAGAGUUCAAGAGUUGCCAUGGAAUAUUUGGGACAAAGCUAAUAGGAAAUUGACAAGUCUUUGCAUUUGGCUUUCAUUAAUUUAAUUAUCCUUACUUAUGCCUUUGACCCUGCCUGGGGCAUAGGCAGUCUGCAGCAAGUUUGAUAACAUCAAUUGCUGUGACAUGAAUAUUUUACAGCAGAUGGGGAGAGCUUGCAUUGUUGUUGUUAACAAGGGUCUCUUGGUGUAAAGGGGCAUUUAUAGAGAGGCAGUGGCAUAGAAAGGGUUGGGUUGUAAGGAAACCUUGCUUGCUCUCUGCUAACCUUCAUCUAUAUCUGGCAUUCACUAAGGAAACAACUCAGGCGAUAACAUUUGAUGAUUAUAAUCUUGUUCUUUAUUAGGCUGACACUUCGCUUAUACUUUCUCUCAUCUCGCCACGGGGUGGGUUUGGACAUGGUGACUUUUUUAUGUACAGAAUUAUGGUUAGGUUCCUCCCCAUGCAGCAACAAGUAUAGCUACACUACUGGCUGAUUGAUAGUGAGACUCAAAUUGGAAUACUAAUGAGAGUACAAGAGGGAUUAUGUAUGGACUCCAAUGGGUUAUUAGUGAGACUCCAAGAGGGAUUAUGGUGAGACUUCAAGUUGGAUGAUCAUGAUACUUAGAUGGGGAUUAUAGGGAGGGUCAUAGAGGGAAUUAGUGAGACUAAGAGGGAAUGUUAGUGAGACUAAGAGGGAAUGUUAGUGAGACUAAGAGGGAAUGUUUGUGAGACUAAGAGGGAAUUUUAGUGAGACUAAGAGGGAAUGUUAGUGAGAAUGUUAGUGAGACUAAGAGGGAAUGUUAGGGAGACUAUUUAAGAGUGCCCCAUGUAAUCUCUUGUUUGUUGUUUUUAUACCUAUUACCCUACACCUGUAAUCUACCCACAGAACUUCCUGGACAACUUCUCAAUUGCCAAAACCAAGUUGGAUGAAGCUAGUAAAGCUGUAAAGGAAGCCUCCAAAGAUGUGGCCAAGAAUCUACAAGAGAGUGCACCUCGCAUCAAACUGGAUGUGGCUGUAAGUUGGACAUUACUAACCCUUGUUUAAAUUUGCCCAUGGAACCUUCCUCAUGUUGUGUUGGGCAAGACAUAAUUAUCAGUAGCAAAUAUUUUUCCAUGAAACCUUCCUCGGGUUCUGUUAUGUAGGAAAUUAUAAUAAUUAUAAUAAAGUUUAUUUGAAAAUCACACUUCAUCCCCAAAGGCUCGAAAUGCGGUACAAAGUCAACCAUACUAAAAGAGAAAAGAAACAAUCUAUAUUUUACCGCAUUGAAAUAAAAAACGCAACAUUACAAAAUCUACAUACGAGCAUACCCAUUCUAAGUCUUUUAUCCCUUGAAACCAUAAACAACACAAGCCAAUAUACAUCUAGGAGAUAAUAGCUAGCUGGAAAAGAUGGUAGACAACAUCACCCCAGCAGGUGUUUGCAAAAUAGAUGCGUUUUCAAAUGACUCCAGUGACUGGCUGUUUCUGAGAGCGACAGGAAGGGUGUUCAAAAUUGUUGGGCCAUUAAAUGCCAAAGUGUGCCUUCCGUAAGUCUCCAGGCCAAUAUGUGGUUUCAAGAGUUAGCCACUUUUGGAUGAGCGGAAUGGUCUUGUGGGUACAUAAGGCGUCAUGAGCGCUUUGAGAUAGGACCACGCCAUGUCAAUAGCUAAUAUUUUCUCAUGGAACCUUUCUUUGAUUGUGUCAUGUAGGACAUAAUUAUCAAAUAAACCAAGUCCAUAACUUAACAUAGCGGCCAUGUCUUUUUCCUGUUUGGUUUUUUACAUUUUACUUCAAAUCACUUCCUUUCCAUACUUCUUUAUUUUGUUUCUGUCUGGUUUUUGCGCCCACUCCUAUUUUGUCUCUUUUUUUUUUAGGUAGGAUCUAUAUAAUAGGUCCAUUUAAUGUAGACUUAUUUCAAUGUUUUGUUGUUAUAUUGAUGAAGGCAUGUCUCAAAACAUUUACUUGUGUAUUAUGUAAAAAAGUAUUGUUAUCGCUUAAAAUAUAUUGUUAUAUUGACACAAAUUGUUCAUGUCUAAUUAUUCAAGGAAAUAAUUAUCUGCAUGCUUACCAUUUGUUUUCCAUAUAUUCUUCUGUAUAAAAUGUCUUAAUCCAACCUACCUGCGAAACCUUUAUGAGUUGCUUCAAAGCUCUUAUUCAACAUUAUUUUGCUUUGGGAUUUACAAGAUUUAGUCAACGAUUUUGUAACUCACAGUUGAAAGCACUCAACUUUGUUUAUAUUUCAGCUAAAAGCACCGAUCCUUGUUGUUCCGAAAUCAUCCAGAUCUCUAGAAGUGAUGAUGAUCAACCUUGGAGACAUCAAUGUGGGCAACCGAUUUGAACGCAUUGACCUUGAGCAACGGCUGUCUGCUGGCCAUGCUCAUAUUGUGGAACACAUGACAGUCAUGCUGACCAAUCUCACACUAUCCAGGUUAGUGGUUGUAAUGCUGACCAAUCUCACUCUAUCCAGGUUAGUGGUUGUAAUGCUGACCAAUCACACACUAUCUAGGUCAGUGGUUAUAAUGCUGACCAAUCACACUCUAUCCAGGUUAGUGGUUGUAAUGCUGACCAAUCACACUCUAUCCAGGUUAGUGGUUGUAAUGGUGACCAAUCACACUCUAUCUAGGUUAGUGGUUGUAAUGCUGACCAAUCACACACUAUCUAGGUUAGUGGUUGUAGUGGUGACCAAUCACACUCUAUCUAGGUUAGUGGUUGUAAUGCUGACCAAUCACACACUAUCUAGGUUAGUGGUUGUAAUGGUCACCAAUCACACACUAUCUAGGUUAGUGAUUGUAAUGGUGACCAAUCACACUCUAUCUAGGUUAGUGGUUGUAAUGCUGACCAAUCACACACUAUCUAGGUUAGUGGUUGUAAUGCUGACCAAUCACACACUAUCUAGGUUAGUGAUUGUAAUGGUGACCAAUCACACUCUAUCUAGGUUUGUGGUUGUAAUGCUGACCAAUCACACACUAUCUAGGUUAGUGGUUGUAAUGCUGACCAAUCACACACUAUCUAGGUUAGUGGUUGUAAUGGUCACCAAUCACACACUAUCUAGGUUAGUGAUUGUAAUGGUGACCAAUCACACUCUAUCUAGGUUAGUGGUUGUAAUGCUGACCAAUCACACACUAUCUAGGUUAGUGGUUGUAAUGCUGACCAAUCACACACUAUCUAGGUUAGUGAUUGUAAUGGUGACCAAUCACACUCUAUCUAGGUUUGUGGUUGUAAUGCUGACCAAUCACACUCUAUCUAGGUUAGUGGUUGUAAUGCUGACCAAUCACACACUAUCUAGGUUAGUGGUUGUAAUGGUGACCAAUCACACUCUAUCUAGGUUAGUGAUUAUCAUGCUGACCAAUCACACACUAUCUAGGUUAGUGGUUGUAAUGGUGACCAAUCACACUCUAUCUAGGUUAGUGAUUAUCAUGCUGACCAAUCUCAACACUAUCUAGGUUAGUGAUUGUAAUGGUGACCAAUCACACACUCUCUAGGUUAGUGAUUGUAAUGGUGACCAAUCACACACUAUCUAGGUUAGUGGUUGUUAUGCUGACCAAUCUCACUGUACCUUGGGUAGUGGUUGUAAGCUAAAUACUAUUAGGUCCUUACCCUCUGAUCAUCCAGACUACUUUCUCUACAAGAGAGUUGAGUUGGGUUUUGGGGUGGUGUUUCAUGAGGCGAUUUCAGGAGAUCAUUUUUCCAGACAAGCAGAUUAUGUUUUAUAGAAAUAAUUUGUGUAUGCCUCUCUACACUGAUGUCUGCCUCACAACUUUGAUGUUGUCUUCCCCACAUUUAUGCUGUUGUCUGCCUCACUACAGUCAUGUUGUCUGCCUCACUACAGUCAUGUUGUCUGUCUUACAAACUAGGGAAGUUUUAUUUUAUUCCGUUUCACCCCAAAAGUUCUGGGUCAGUGGCAAUAUGGAAUAUACACAAUAGCCAAGUGGGGAAGCUAAGUCACAGAUUAAUGUCAUAUUGUUGAUAGAAGCAAUAGUUUAUAAACUUGUUAAUUUUCUGUGGUCAAAGUUCUAUCCAUACCUUUUUGUUAUUAUUGACUGUGGUCAAAGUUCAGUCUUUACCUUUGUGUUAUUAUUGACUGCGGUCAAAGUUCAGUCUAUACUUUUGUGUUAUUAUUGACUGUGGUCAAAGUUCUGUCUUUAACUAUUUGUUAUUAUUGACUGUGGUCAAAGUUCUGUCUUUAACUAUUUGUUAUUAUUGACUGUGGUCAAAGUUCUGUCUUUAACUAUUUGUUAUUAUUUACUGUGGUCAAAGUUCUGUCUUUCACUAUUUGUUAUUAUUUACUGUGGUCAAAGUUCUGUCUUUAACUAUUUGUUAUUAUUGACUGUGGUCAAAGUUCUGUCUUUAACUAUUUGUUAUUAUUUUCUGUGGUCAAAGUUCAGUCGAUAUAUGUUUGUUAUUUGCAGGGGUGUUCUUAUCAAUGAAGAGGGUUUAAUCAACUGGGAGAUAACCAUCCUUGACCCGAUGACUUUUAAGGUCAAUAUACAAAGGAACCUGUCAACAGGAUGGUUCCACGGAGUGCCAGAUGUUGAAGUUACUGGUUAUCUUGACCAGAUCAAUGUAAGUCUGGACGUUAGACAGCUAAGGUAUCAAAGUCAAUUGAUAUGGGGGAGGGGUUGGGGUGGCCCUGUGUCUCUGUGUCUUGGACCUCCCACUGAGCAUAGCAAGGACUGCCAAGACUACAUCAGCUCAGCCCCAUGGGGUUGGGGUGGCCCUGUGUCUAUGUGUCUUGGACCUCCUACUGAGCAUAGCAUGGACUGCCAAGACUACAUCAGCUCAGCCCCAUUAUGUAAUUAUUAACUAUGAAUAUCCCCUGUCAUCUGGUAAGUAAGAAGACAUUAUGAUCCUGUUUAGGGUCGUUAGCCCAACAUGUCAGAUAAAUGGUUUAGGUAGGUAGGACAAUAUUCUUUAUUGAUCCAAAUAAAUGAUUUAGGUAGAUAGGAUAUUAUUCUUUAUUGAUCCAAAUAAAUGAUGUAGGUAGGUAGGAUAAUAUUCUUUAUUGAACCAAAUAAAUGAUGUAGGUGGGUAGGAUAAUAUUCUUUAUUGAUCCAAAUAAAUGAUGUAGGUAGAUAGGACAAGAUUCUUUAUUGAUCCAAGUAAGUGAUUUAGGUAGAUAGGACAAGAUUCUUUAUUGAUCCAAGUAAGUGAUUUAGGUAGAUAGGACAAGAUUCUUUAUUGAUCCAAAUACAUGUAAAUGCAUUUGAUUACAUUUACAUUGUGCAUAUUAAUUUUGAGCUCAUAAAUAAAUUAAUACUUAAACCAAGACAAUAUUUUGCAAUUAUCACAGUUUAAACACAUGACGUUUAAUGUAUUUAUGAAAUUGAUCAGGUGUAGAAAUCAGCCAUUAAUAAACCCCCUUAAUGACAAUGAUGACUUAAUUAGUGAUCAUUUACAUUUUGUAACCACUGGGAGUGAACACUGGUCAAGUCUCACAGAAGGAAGAACACACAAGUGUUUAUCUUUCGGCCCUAACUCUAAGAAAAAGGAUUUGCCCUGAUCAAGUUGACCUUAGCUAUCUGUUAGCUAUCUGUGAUUCACAACAUACUUUUCUUCCAAUAGUUCUUUCAGUGAAGGGUGUUUAUUUUGUGUGAUAUUACUAGAUGUUAAUUAAAUAAUUAUUAACUUUGGGAAAAUUGAGAUCCAAACACAGUUUUGUACAUCAUUUAUGUUCUAUGUAUGAUACUUGAACAUUUUUACUGUUAUCAAAGAGACGAAUUUCCUCUGUAUGAUUCUUGAUGAUUUUCACUGUUAUCAAAGAGACGAAUGUCCUCUGUAUGAUUCUUGAACAUUUUUACUGUUACCAAAGAGACACAUGUCCUCUGUUUGAUACCUUAACAUUGUUAUUGUUAUUACAAAUGAUCAAUAUUGCCAGGUAAAACUGAACAAAGAGGAUCUCAUUCUGGCUUUCAACAUCCUCUCUGGAAACUUGAAAGAAAGGAACAAAGAUGACCCGAUCGUUUCAAAGGAGUCGGCCAGGACAGAAUCAAUGACAAAGAAAAGUAAGGCCAAUCCUCUCUACAUAAAUAGGAGCCUCAAUGAUCAGGCCUUGUUAGAGCCUUUUCAAUGUUAUCAUGCUUUGUUAUAGCCUUGUCAAUGUUAUCAGGCCUUGUUAGAGCCUUGUCAAUGUUAUCAGGCCUUCUUAGAGCCUUGUCAAUGUUAUAAGGCCUUCUUAGAGCCUUGUCAAUGUUAUAAGGCCUUCUUAGAGCCUUGUCAAUGUUAUAAGGCCUUGUUAGAGCCUUGUCAAUGUUAUCAUGCAGCGUCACAGAGAGAAUUACAAUAAAUGUUGCACCCAAUUUAGUUGAAGAAUCAGCAUACGAUUAAUUUGAGGCAGAAGAUGAAUGUAACCACCCUCUAAAAUAAAAGCUUCUGGUUGACUCAUUGAGAUUACAUCGAGACUGUCUAGGUCAAUGACUGUUGUGAUUUUUGUAAUGUUUAAGGUAUUACAUCAAAUUAAAGUACUUUUUUCUGUCCACCCCAAUUUUUUCAUCUUCAAUUACGAGUAAUUUUAAAAAAACCUCCCAAAUCCAUAUAUUUUGUUUUGAAGGCUCUUUGUAGUGUCAUAGUCUUAAGCUUAAAAACUUAGUUACUUUGGCCAAGGGGUAAACAGGUCUGUUAUUAAACAAACUGCUUCCCUCUUUAACUGCUAGCAUAUAUAACCUAAGUUAAUUCUACGUUACAUAUUUGUUUUUAAUUUUUAGAUAUAUUAUAUUUAGAAUUUUAGCCUUGAAUUAAAGGCCUGCAUUUUUUACUAUAAGUCCUUUAAAUUCUCAUGAGUGAUAUCCAUUGUUUAAAUUUGUUGAUGACAUCUGUCUGUCAGUAUUUACAAUAUAUUUUUAAUUUGUUAAUGUCAUCAGUCAGUGAACAUUUACAAUAUAGUAUUAAUUUGUUAAUGUCAUCAGCCGGUGAACAUUUACAAUAUAGUAUUAAUUUGUUAAUGUCAUCGGUCGGUGAACAUUUACAAUAUAGUAUUAAUUUGUUAAUGUCAUCAGUCGGUGAACAUUUACAGUGUCAUUUUAUUAUUUUGAAAUAUAUAAUUCAAAUAUAUCCCCUAAAUAUAAUAAGUUUGAAAAGUUUGACUCAUUCAAAUAUAUCCCCUCAAUAUAGUAAGGUUGCCUUGGGUUUUGUUUAUCAUCUUGGUCCAUGCUAGGUUCUGUUUGUAUGAGGAUUUUUAUCAUCACCAUCAAGAUUCAGUGCUUGUUUUUGACAUUCCAUUGUUCAGUGUUUGUUAUUGACAUUUCAAUGUUCAGUGUUUGUUAUUGACAUUUCAAUGUUCAGUGUUUGUUAUUGACAUUUAAAUGUUCAGUGUUUGUUAUUGACAUUUCAAUGUUCAGUGUUUGUUAUUGACAUUUAAAUGUUUAGUGUUUGUUAUUGACAAUUUAAUGUUCAAUGUCUGUUAUUGACAUUUAAAUGUUCAAUGUUUGUUAUUGACAUUCCAAUCUUUGCUGACUUUGACCAGCUGACUCGUCCAAGUCAGUUACAGUACUGUCCACUGUCCCAUCUGAAAGAGGUCAGCUUGCAUUGGUUGCUGAAGAGAUCUAUUCAACCCUCAAAAUGAACUUCAAGUUAAUGUACAUCAACGUGCAGCUUUUCAGGGGCAGAGUCAAUUUGGUGAGUGUUCUCAAAGUUAUACUUAAAUAA